AUGAUCUUUUCCUCCUGUCUCGCCGUUGCUGCUCUGGCUUUGUGGAAGACUGCGAGCGGGUCGCUUGUUUCAAACAAUGUGACCCUUAUCAAUGAACACUAUGCCAAUCACAUAUUCAACGCCAUACACUCCUCGAUGAGACAAUGGGGCUCCUCGUGGAACCAUAAUGGCAUGUCGUUCUUCUUGGCCACAGUGCCCAAGGACACGCUGCUCUACCACGGCUCGCACGAUCCAGGGCCGGUCACGGGGAUCAAUUGGCUUGCCUUCGAACCAGAACACGGUUUGUUCUUUGCCAGCCCCUGGUUCGACAAAAGACGAAAGGACGGUGCGCAACAGACGGCCCAGAUACCUUUGUAUGGAGAUACAGACAGUAACCCGCUCCAACCGGGCUGGCUCCAUACGUAUGCUGCGGCCGAGGACCUGCGUCUCCUGUAUAUAGAUGGCCUCUCCGCUGCCAAAACGGGCAUGGGAACUCUGGAUACCCAGGACCGCAUCCUGUUCAAUGACAGCAUCACUCAACCACAUCAGGACUUGGAACGAGCUGAGCUGGCCUGCAAGCUCUUCCGGGACGAUUGGGAUAACCGGAUCGACGGGAUCAUUCGCAUGGAGUCCGGAUUCGAAAUCAUCCUGUGUGAUUUCGCUCGAAACCUGAGGACCGUCCGCGUCACGCGUGCCAGUCCUUAUGAUGCGAGAGAUGGGCCUCUUCUGCCGGGUGGCACCAGGAACGACUUGUUUCGACUCUACAAGGUGAUUGCAUCGCGGUUUGAUGGGAUCGGAGGAGGUCGUGUCCGACUCAAUUACGAUCACUUUGUCACCGCCUAUAACUACGAUGUCGAUCUGUUCCUGGACGGAGGGAAGCUGCCUCGACUGGCCCAUCUGCCCGCUGAAGCUCUGGAGCCAAUGAAGCAAGAUCUCCGCAAUCUGGUCAUGACACAUGAUCCUUUCGAGAAGUCAGUCGACUGGCAAGCGAUUGCUGACAUGAUUGUCGAGCGCUAUGCGCGAGAUUUGAAAUAUUUCGUUUCCGGCAAGCUCUCGUCGACGAGAGAACUGCAUUUUGAGAUCGAACGCGUUCUGCGUCCCUUUAUUAAUUUCGAUGCAAGAGAUAGUAUCCGCGAGAUUGAGCGCUGCGCGACGCAAUUUCUUCCAGACAGCUUGCCCUACGACACUGUCGCUGCUGGCGCAGUCACUGCGGUCUCCUCCACCAUCUGUACAGUAUUGGUGAGGAGUCUACAGGAAGACGACUAUGAAACGAUCAUCACGAGUCUGGAGCGUCUCAUCGACUAUCUCUCCUGGACCGUCUGGAAGGACUGCCCGGAGAAAUGCGACUGGAAUGAGGUCUGCUUCAUCCCUAUCUGGCCAGCAGGGACGGUGGAGGAUCAUGAGCAUCCUCACUGUAAGGAUAAGCCUUCGUCCGGAGGCAAGAGCUACUGGGACAGGCCGCCUGGCCGCCCUGAGUCUCAGGAUGAUAUGCUCCUAUACCGAUAUGAUGAGCUCUAG
Rasamsonia emersonii CBS 393.64 is the source of this 1497-nucleotide messenger RNA. RefSeq lists its product as uncharacterized. Lineage: Eukaryota; Fungi; Ascomycota; Eurotiomycetes; Eurotiales; Trichocomaceae. The transcript has a single exon. The record is from RefSeq and is a predicted model, not a curated record. Bases 1 to 1497 code for a protein of 498 amino acids.